Molecule: messenger RNA, 564 nt
Organism: Eimeria necatrix
Lineage: Eukaryota; Apicomplexa; Conoidasida; Eucoccidiorida; Eimeriidae
Exons: 1
Coding region: 1-564 (187 amino acids)
Source: RefSeq, a predicted model, not a curated record
AUGCAGCAUUUGCGGAAGCCCCAAACAGUGGAGGUGCUGCUGCGGCUGCUGGUGACGAGCCGGCUGCUGCCUGCUGCUGCUCCUGCUGCUGCUGCUGCUGCAGCAAAGGGACUGCAGCGCAGCAGCGGGGGCCCCCUCCCGCUGCAGCUGCUGGCAGCAACUGCCACUCUCGGGAGGCCCCUCCACCGCCGCCUCACAAACUUCGUUCGCUGGAAGCAGCAGCAGCUGCUGCAUGCGCAGGAGCCCCCGCUGCAGCAGCACUUCGCCUUGCCCUCCCGCUGCAGCAGCAGCAGCAGCAGCAGCAGCAGCAGCAGCAGCAGCAGCAGGCAGGCGUGGGCUGGGGCUUUCGCCACGCCGCAGCAGCGCAUGCGCGCAGCCUUUAUGAGACUUGCUGCUCGGGGCCUCCUGGGCCUUCCCAAAUUCACCCAGGCCCCAGAGGGGCCCCUCGGGGGGCCCCCAGGGGGGCCCCCUUGGGGGCCCCUGGGGGGCCCCCCACAGGGGGCCCCCGCAGCUGCAGCUCGUGCCCCCCUCCCCUUCAAGUCUUUGCUGCCAGUCAUAAGGUGA